Messenger RNA from Corythoichthys intestinalis (scribbled pipefish), 11928 nucleotides. It is a transcript of the gene slc12a1, whose product is annotated as solute carrier family 12 member 1. The record is from RefSeq and is a predicted model, not a curated record. NCBI's taxonomy places the organism in Eukaryota, Metazoa, Chordata, Actinopteri, Syngnathiformes, Syngnathidae. Gene Ontology annotation, cellular component: apical plasma membrane. Gene Ontology annotation, molecular function: sodium:potassium:chloride symporter activity. Bases 8377 to 11493 code for a protein of 1038 amino acids. The transcript has 26 exons. Gene Ontology annotation, biological process: sodium ion transmembrane transport; sodium ion homeostasis; chloride transmembrane transport.
UAACACACGGGGACAGACAUCAGUAGAUGUCCUCUCAAACCUUGAUUACUUUAGGCUUUCAUAUGCAUUUAAUCAAUCACUGAUGGAACACACACUGAAAGAUUACUGUUGCACACCUGCGAAAAGUUGGAUAAUUUCCCUGGGAACCGAUAAGUAGUUCCUGAUUUAUAUUCUGGAUUAACAUAUACUGUAGUAUAGGUUAGCCUUUUAAUCAAAAUUAUGUGACAGAAUCUUGUGCAACUUUGCAAAUUUCACUGUACAGUCUGUCUGCUUAUUCCCAUCAAAGGUUUCCACUUUUGAAAAUAACCUGAGUUUUGCAACCUACCAUGUCUGUGACAGCCCCAACACAACAACGAAGGUACACUUUAUUGCCAAAUGUAUUCACUCACCUGCCUUGACUCUCAUGUGACUUUAAAGGACAAAUCCAUUGAGGUCACAUGACUUGGGUCCAGCAGUAAGGGUUUAGUCCCCAUGCAGUAAGUCUGAAUGCUUGUCUGUGUUCAGAGCGUAGACCGACUUUCACCUGACAUCUGCUGGGAUGGGCUCCAGGACCCUGUGACCUUGAACAGGAUAAGUGCGGUUGAAUAUGAAUGGAACUACAGUUUUGUGUAUAAAGUUGAUUCUCACACCAUAAAGGUUGAAUCAAAGAAAAUAGGCUUUAUUGUGUGUUGAAGACAAUUCACCUUUGAUUCAAAAAGGCUUCUUCAGUUAUAGGAUUUUGAUGGCGUAAAGUCCCUCUAUUUUUAAACGGAACCUCGGAUUUAGAGGCUCUAAUAGGCCACAAUUGUUCUCUAUUACUAAAAUAUGUUAUAAAAACACAUGAAAUAUUGCCAUUGAAUAAAUGAAUGAUUUAAAAAUCUAUAAUAUUUAGUACAUAUUUUGGCCAACGAAGGGCGCCAUGUUUUAUGCGCACAAUGUAGGCUCGAGUUGAUGUCGUAGAUUGUCAAAGUCAAAGUUAAGCAUUGUUUUUUUUCUUGUAGUAGCUUUAAAGCAGAUUGUUGAUCUGUUGACCACAUUAGUCACGUAGCAUAAUUAAACCACCCUAAUUUGAUAUUACUAGUAUAUUCUGUCUGUAUGCAUCUAAACAAAACAAGCUGGAAGCGCGCGGUAGUACUUUGGGUGUCAAAUUUGCCUCUUGUUGGAUGUUUUGCCGGUGUAACACAUUUUGGCAGAACACUGUUUUUUUUCCUACUCUUGUCAUGUCUCAUCCCGCCUUUCCUGUUCAUUUUGCUUUUGCUUAUUUUGUGAAAUAUCGACAGUGCUGUCAUGCUCAUUAAUGUUCCUCUCAGGUUCAAAUUGAAAGGGUUGGACAGAUGACAUGUCGCUAUGGAAGCCCGGCAGCGUAACUAUGUGACGUCACCACCCUGCGACGUCAACAACAAUUGCGAACUUCUAGUUAAACUAAUUUUACAAAUUGUAUAAAAACAAAAACAUCAAGCAGGGUUUCAAUAUCAAAUUAUUAUAAUUCAUAAUAACGUUUAUCUUUUAAGAACUACAAGCCGUUCUAUCCGUGGAUCCCUUUCAAGAUUCUUCCAGGAACAAAGUCCAAAAUAUUGGCCAUGAAUUAAAAAAAAAAAAAAAAAAACGAUGAAUCCUUCACCCUACCAAGAAAUUUUGAACCAUUCCAUGCUCCUAUUGUGGGGACAGUUUGGUGUGUAUGACCUUGACUGGUCUUCACAGAGUUCUGACCUUGACCCUAUAGAGUACCUUUAAGAUGAAUUGCUAUAUAUCACAAACUGAGAGCCAGGCAUCUCCAUAUAACAUCAUUGUGACACCUGCAAGAAAAGUUUUUAAAAAAUGCCAUAAAUGCAUUCCUAGAAGAAUUCAUAUGAGAGUCAAGUCAGGUGAUUUAUUACUUUUGUCAAUUCUGUGUAUGCUACUUAUAGUGUUUGCUCUUCAGUCAGUCUGGAGAGGUUUCUAAUGUGUCUACAUAUUGUUGUGGGAGUGAGCGCGAGGCAAAUACUGUGUCAUAUUCUCCUUCAGCUCAUCAAAUGGCACGGAAAUGGCUGAAGCUCCUUUUAACCCUCGCCCAAAAGCUGAGUGGGCGUUGAUGCUAAAGGAGAAAGUUGGACACACACGGGAGGUUUGUGGUAGACAGUUGUAAAUAUUCCAAUGUAGACUCAGGGUCAAGUGUCCUAAAGUGAUUUCUGAAUGGUAAAAGUAAUUGCAUAUCUGUAAGGCAGUUAACCUGCACAAGAGUGUGUGAUUGGACACAGGGUAUUGAUGUAAACCUAUGAUGUGAGCCAAUCAAAUCCAAUCUGUCAGUGAAUCAAAAACCCACCGCUGCCGAUGCUGUGUAAUGAUCAGUUUGAGAAGUUGCGCAAGGGAUGAAAAACUGAUUUGGAUUAUGGUGUUACUGUUUCUUAAUGAUGCAAAACCAUCGUUCAGAGUUUGCACUGCUGCUGUUGUUGUUGAAUGAUGGCCUCCUGUUUGUUGCCAAAGUUUGAGCGAAGGAAACACGUUUACUAUCCAUUUCAUCUGUCCGGAUGACAAAUGAUAAAGAAUGUCUGUCAAGAAUCCCGUCCAAAGGUUGGCCGAUGGAGCCGAAUGAAAAAAAUAGGGACUAUAAAAAAAGGAAAAGAAAGGACUAUCUAUCUUUUAGUGCUGCUAGUUUCACUACCUGCAGAGGAGAAGGUCACAUUGGAAAUGGACAUUUAUUAGCACUGUGGAGGAAAUCGUCUUUUCCUCAGCCACUCUCCCGACAACAGAAGAUGGGCCGGUUACAAACGGAGAAUCAGUCACGUGGCAGACUGGUUAAUGUUUUAAGCUUACAAAUAUCAACAAUUUCCCCGUAGUGCUGUGAAUCUGCCUUACUGUGACCUUCAAUGGGUUUAUGUGCCUUCAUCUAGAAACAUUAGAGCUCCUGUAUGUUGUGUGGGCGUGCGUGACAUAUUAUAAUAACAGAUAUGCGGACCAGUUUUCUGCACAGCUGGUGGUAGGAGUUUCUUGAUGACAUUUGACUCAAUGACGUAAAAUAAAUGGAAUUUCUUCACCGAAAAGUGUCCAUUUGAAAGCUUUGUGUGAGAAUUAAGGAAAUAGUCCAUGUGUCAUCAUCUAAUCAGGGUUGUCAAUAUCAUUUUUGUCUCGGGCAAAAUAGUAAUUUGGGAUUUCCUCAGAUGAACUGGAAUAACAUAUGGGCAUAUACAAAAUUUACCCUGUAAUAUAAAUAUUAAAUGAGCCCAAGAUGAAUAACUUUCAUGUUUUUUCACCAGUAGUGGGACAUGUCAUUUAUAUAAAUAUAGUGAAAACAUACUGCAUAUUUUAGAGAGACAUAGGUACAAUAUAGAAAUACAUAAUUAUUUAUGUCAUAAAAAUAUUGUAUGAAUGAUAUCAAUGCAGAUUGAGCCAAACCCAAGGCACCAUUUAUAGAGAUGUGAAGGAAAAUGUGUAGACAAAGAAAAAGCUGAAAAUCAGCCUAACUUUGCAAAAUGUCCCAGCAGAUUAAAAAAUGAUGUAAUAUGUGAUAUAAAUGAUGACACAAGCAACAGGAGAAGAUGUAGCCUCUGUCUCUCUCUCGCUAAAUUCAAGUUGACCAUAAAGAAUGAAGAUGACUGGGCAGUUGCCAGAUAAGACAUCUCGAGACAUGGACGGUAAAUGAAUGGUUCUUGGAUGCAUUUCAGAUACGUUAUUUGAGACUAAACAAAACGUGAACAAUGAAAUCUCAUUACCCAACCAAUUUUCACCCAAGGAAAAAAAAUCUCUUCACAACUGUAACUAUGACAUUUGUAAUAUAUCAAGGGAUGACUGACCCACACAGAACAUCACUAUAAUGAUCAAACUGAAAAGUAUGGCCACAUUAAUAUUUGACAAUGUCCCUGUCUCACCUUGUUCACCUGCAUUUGCAAGUUUUUUUUUUUUUUUGUACAAGCAGCAUUAUAUAUUGACACAUACUGCAUUACUGUUGGGAGUGAUAUCCUUGAGAUAUCCUGAAAAGUAUCAUUUUUAAUUCAUUUAAUGCCUAGUGUCCCUAAUUUGUCAAACAAACAGUUUCUAUUCUAAAUGCGUUUAAAACUGUAGUUUCGUACAUCCAUCCAGCCAUCAGUCUACCUUUGUUUUAUCAAAAGCUGGGUCGCGGGGUCGGCAACUUCAGCAGGGAAGCCCAGACCUCCGUCUCACUAGCAACUUCUUCCAGCUCCUCCAGGGGAAUCCAGAGGCUUCCUGGACAAGCUGGGCUGGAUAUUCUUUCCAGCAUGUCCUGGCUCAUCCUCGAGUCCCAGUGGGACGUCCCUGGUAGACCUCACCAUAGAGGCGUCCAGGUGGAAGAGCCACCUCAUCUGACUCCAGAAUGUACAACAACAGAAAUGAAUCAAAAUGCCCUGCUUGAUGAUCUAUAAAAUAUUUGAUGGCAAUUUACAGUCAAAUUCUGGAACAAAUCACACGUUGCCCCUUUUUGCGCUUUUCCUGCAUAAAGGCUAAUUAUCUUGGAUUCAUCUUCCAUUCGCAGUCUUAUGAAAAAGACAACUUUCCUUAUUUGUUUGUUGUUGCAGUGUGGAUGAAUACAAGUGCAACAUUAAAUGCUUGUUCAAUACGAAACUAAUUUAGAUGUCUUUACCAAGGUUUACUGGCAAAGCUAGAACUUUUUCGUCCAUACUUGUGACAAAAUUUCCAGUCCAAAUCCCUAAUUUGGAAGAAGUCUCUACUAAUAAGGUAUUGGACAACAAAGAGUAAGUCCUAGGGAAAAAUAAAGACUUUGAGGUCAGACAAAUGAUUAGUACUGCACAUUAAACACAAAGUCCUUUAUGCUCAACGAAUGCUUGUUUCAAACUGUAAGAACAAGUAGCAAGACAAAUCAUGAACCUUAGCUUUUACUGAUUAUAAAUCAUAAAUUUUAUCACUUGUGGUCUUCGGACCGCCCGGGCCUUUUGCGUUGUGAUAAGAUCACAAGAUACAUUAGACUUUUAAAUUUCAGAUCUUUUCAAAUAGCUCUAAAAUACAAUAUAGAAUGAACAGUUCUAAAACAGCAACAAAAGCUCAUUGUUCAAAAAUUACAAUAAAAUAAAAUAAAAUCUAUAGUAUGGCAGGUUUUAGCCAGGGAAAAAGGACAUUAACAGAUGGCUAAUCGGAGGAAUAGAGAAUUUUGGAGAUCCUGCAAAUGUUGAAAAAAACGAUGAGAUCAAUUCAGGUCUCCUCAAAUCCCUGCUGGAUCAUCUCAAAUAUCAAGCCAAGUGAACUUUUGCUUGGUCCCUUUCACUGGAUAGAUCAAUGAUUAUCCACUGGAACAUGAAUUGGUGUUAUUAAUGAUCGUAAAGAUGUUAUGCUUAAUAACUUACUCACUAAGGAAACCUACAAAAGGCAGUAUUCUACUCGGUAAAAGAUAAUCUUUAAUCUCUGUCAAAGAGGUUCCUAGAAAUGUAGUUAAAAUGAAUUUGGGACAACAACAAAAAAACAAGACUAAGGAAUUAAAAUGAUUAACUGCAAUGUUUUGGUAAAAAAAUAAAGCCUUUUCUCAAGGAUUUUUUUGGGGGAAUACAGUUCAUUUGUUUUCAUUUUUUGCAAUCACAAGACCUUCUAGUUAUAUUUUAAAAGAGCACAUUGUGGGAAUGAACUCAAUUACUAAUAGGAUAAAGCUAUGAAUAGGUUUUGUUCCACACUCUAAACCACAUAGGUAAGUACAAAGCAAUAAAGCUCACCUUUCCUGUACCUUAUUUCACAAAAUCUUAAAUAGGCAUAUAAUGCUUUAAGUGACAGAUUCAAUAUUUUAACACAGAUAAAAUUGUGAGCCUUAUCAUUGAGACCAGACACAGAAAAAAAAAAGUGAUUUUAUUUAUUUCUAAAUAAACUCCCACUUCAGUAACUUUCACUUCAUGGUUUACUUCCUAAAGUCGUCUUUAAAAGUGCUUUUGUUAUUAGAUUCCUGAUACACAUUAAGACUGACACUUUAAAAAAUGCCCCAAUGUUGCCUGUUUGGAUAUCUUCCCAUCUAUCUCGAUUUUCUGCACAGACAUGCAUACCCCUACCCGGACACACGCAUCCUGGCAGGAUAGUUGAAAAUAUGUGAAACCAAAGUCACUGCAUGUUUUUACAAAGUGCAGUAUUGCAGUGUAAGAAAAAAACACACAUUUUUAAAAAGUUGGUAUUUUAUUGGGUAGGUGGACUGUAAGCCGUUAUUAGUAAUUAAUAGUACCGUAUUUUUCAUACUAUAAGUCGCACCUGAGUAUAAGUCGCACCAGCCUUAAACUGCCCAACGAAGAGGAAAAAAACAUAUAAGUCGCAACGGAGUAUAAAUCGCAUUUUGGAGGGAAAUUUACUUGAUAAAAUCCAACACAUAGAACAGAUAUGUCAUCUUGAAAGGCAAUUUAAAAUAAAAAUACAAUAGAGAACAACAUGCUGAAUAAGUGUACAGUGUGAUAAUGUUACAUGAUGCAUGAACAACAAAAUGCGAAAGUAAGUUAUUCAGAAAACUAUAGCAUAAAGAACAUGCUAACAAGUUUAAGAAACCAUCAGUGUCACUCCAAAACACCAAAAUAACAUGUGAAAUGAUAUAAUAAUUUGUUGAUAAUCUCACACAUAAAUCGCUCCAGAGUAUAAGUCGCACCCCCAGCCAAACUAUAAAAAAAACUGCAACUUAUAGUCCGAAAAAUACGGUAUUCAUAUUAGUAGAAAACACAAAAAUUUGCAAUAUGGGCGUUUGGAUUUAAAAGCAUAGUCACAGAAAAAAAAAACUAAAUUCUAACUGGGUUGGCUGGAAAUGAUCACUCAUUAAUUAUAGAUAACAUUGAAUAAGAUAAGCUCGAAUUUCAAGGUACUGUAGUUCGGUUACAGUCCUUUUGCACUGGGAUCACCAAAUCCAGAUGGAACACCAAUUCAGGGGGUCAAUUGGGACAUUCCGCUAGGCUCAAUGAGAACCUGUACUGACUGCAUUCAUAUUUGACAUGAUAUUUGAUAUUUACUCUCAGCAAUGUUCUUUGUACUUUUUGUACUUGUUCACAUUGGUGUGAAAAUGGGCAUCUUUUCGAAAAGGCUGCAGAGUUCCAUCUCCUGGGCACUUUUAAUAAUAUAAUGAAGAUUUCCUGCCCGAGCUGUUGCAGGCCGUACAAUUUGGAGUGCUCACUCUCACUGCUAAGUACUUAAUGGGCUAUACAGUUGUUUGAGGUGACCUGCAGACUGCAAAUUAAGUCCGAUAAAAAAGUUGAGGGGUCCUGCCAUUUUGAAGGAUGUUUACAUCCAGAUGGAGGGAGCAGGUGUGUCCAUGUAAAAAUACUGCAGUCCUUUUUUAUUUCACCACAAGUCAAAGUUAUGUGCUUCCUCCUGACUGAACUUGAAACAAAGAUAACAAUUCAGUACCUGGAUACCACUGUGGAAAAUUUUGUCUCUAUUCAGCAUGACUCAUUCGGUACAAUUCCUGAAGAAAAUGGUUACAACCACUGUGUUCUAAUUGUGAUAAGUGUUGCGCCGGAGAUUGCUUCCUUUCCAUCUGUACACAAAAAAACAUAUUCUGGACUACUACUUCUCAGCAAAGCAGCCUCAAGGUCAGAUUGGGAGUCAUUAGCCAGCCUUUCACUGAUGCAUAAAUCACAGUGCGCGUCAGUAAUAAGGAAGUUUACUUGUUAAAAAGUAUUUGAAAGGCAAUUCAGGAGUCAUGUGGCUCUAAAGAAGUGCCUUGGGCAUGUUCCUGUAAUUCAUGGUCUCACAUUAACUCUCAUUUUAUGGCCAUUUCUUCACGUCAAGUGUAUCCAACAAUUUCCCUUCAAAGACUUUCCUGCAAAGUGCACGAUGAUAAAUAGCACUGAUUUCCACAAUUGUAUGACUUCAACAGACUCACUAUUAAAGUGACUUUUAAAAAACAUUUUUUUGCAUGUGUUUCGUCUUAUUUGUCUGUUCAUCUCUGCUGCUGAGUUAGGUGAGCUUUCUCAAUGGGAACUUCCAUUGAGGUGAUUCAUCUGAAGAUUUGGUCAAAGGAAAUACCCAUAGUGUCAUAAAGUGCCACCAAUGAACAACAUGUGCUGUUACCUGCACUUCAGACAAUAAUAUUAGUAAUCAAUUCUCUGGAGCGCUGGCAAUGAGCUCCUUUAUCUCUCAUUUGGCGUUUACGACUUGGUUAAUCGUUAAGCAAUGCCUUUGUGAUGGAGCAAGGACAUAUUUGACACCCGUCGGUCGGUUUUCUGAGGGUUGAUCCUAAGAGUUGGCCAAUAGCUGGAAUAGCUGGUGUGUGACCCUGAGGUGUAGGGUAUAAAAGGGGAUGUGUCAAAGACCAAUCAAGUCUGUUGACAAGAAGACGCUCUAACGAGAACUUUGAUUCAAGAGUUAAAUGUCGAUAAAUCAGUUGCCGCAUUGCUCUUUUGUUCAUAAACAUACUUGGAUGCUUCAAGACAUUAAGCCAACACAGGUGGUUUACCCUUGACUCUCUAAACCCAACGAGCUCCUUAAACAAUCCCGAUGGAGAAGAUCAAGUCGAACGGUGGGGAGCACGUUAACCCCGCUUAUGAUGCUACUCUGGACGGGCCGCCAGUCUACAAUGACAAUGACGAACACAGAAUGGUCCGGCCCUCGGUGGUCAGCGCCUUUGGUCAUGACACUUUGGACCGCGUACCUAACAUCGACUUCUAUCGAAACGCGGGCAGCGUCAGCGGUCAUCGAGCUGUGCGGCCAUCGUUGCAGGAGCUGCAUGACGUCUUUCAAAAAAAUGGAGCCAUCUCUGUGCCAGACACCGUGGCGGAUGACUGCGAGGGGAGUGACGGCACCCCAUCUGACGACCUGGAGUCUGCUGUUCCCGUUGACAGCGGCAAAGGGGCUGUAAAGUUUGGAUGGAUAAGGGGGGUCCUGGUGAGAUGCAUGCUGAACAUUUGGGGUGUCAUGUUGUUCAUCCGCCUGUCCUGGGUGUUCGGACAGGCCGGCUGGGGUUUGGGAAUCGUGGUUAUUGCUCUUAGCUGCGUGGUGACAACAAUUACUGGCCUUUCCAUGUCAGCCAUUUGCACUAAUGGUGUGGUCAGGGGAGGAGGGGCAUACUACUUGAUAUCUCGCAGCUUGGGACCCGAGUUUGGUGGUUCCAUCGGCUUGAUAUUUGCCUUUGCCAAUGCUGUGGCUGUAGCCAUGUAUGUGGUUGGAUUUGCUGAGACUGUUGUGGAUUUACUCAAGGAAUAUGAUGUCCUCAUGGUGGAUCCAUUAAAUGACAUCAGAAUCAUCGGGGUCAUCACAGUGAUAGUGCUUUUGGGCAUAUCUGUAGCCGGAAUGGAAUGGGAGGCCAAGGCCCAGAUUGUUCUCCUCUUCAUCCUGCUGGCAGCUAUUGUGAAUGUAUUUGUGGGCACCUUUAUUCCUCCAACCGAAGACAAGAAAUCCAAGGGUGUAUUUAAUUAUGAUGUGAACAUCUUUUUAGAGAACUUUACGCCAGAUUUCAGGGGCGAAUCCUUCUUUUCGGUGUUUUCAAUUUUUUUCCCUGCUGCAACUGGAAUUUUGGCAGGAGCUAACAUUUCUGGUGACUUGCGGGAUGCCCAGGCGGCCAUUCCAAAAGGCACCUUAUUGGCCAUUCUGAUCACUGGUAUCACCUACUUGGGUGUGGCCCUUUGUGUCUCUGCUAGCGUGGUGCGUGACGCAACAGGAAACAUAACGGACCUUAUUACACCUGGCGUGCCAUGCGAUGGAUCAGCGGUUGCCGCUUGCGAGCUGGGCUACAAUUUUUCUUCUUGCGCAGUAGAAACGUGUGCAUUUGGUGCCAUGAACAACUUCCAGGUGAUGACUUUAGUGUCUGGUUUCGGUCCUCUCAUCAUUGCUGGAACCUUCUCAGCCACUCUAUCGUCCGCUCUAGCUUCUCUUGUCAGCGCUCCCAAAGUCUUCCAGGCACUGUGCAAAGACAACAUUUACAAGGCCCUGCACUUCUUUGCCAAAGGACACGGCAAAAAUGACGAACCCCUCCGAGGCUACGUCCUAACAUUCUUGAUUUCCGUGGCCUUCAUUCUUGUUGGAAAUCUCAAUACCAUCGCUCCCAUCAUUUCAAACUUCUUCUUGGCAUCCUACGCGCUUAUCAAUUUCUCCUGCUUCCAUGCCUCCUACGCAAAGUCUCCUGGUUGGAGACCAGCAUACAGGUACUACAACAUGUGGUUGUCCCUCCUGGGUGCUGUUCUGUGCUGCGCCGUCAUGUUUGUCAUCAACUGGUGGGCCGCACUGCUCACUUAUGCCAUUGAAAUCCUUCUUUACAUUUACGUCACAGUCAAGAAACCAGACGUCAACUGGGGCUCGUCCACUCAAGCGGUGACGUUUGUCAGUGCGGUCAGCAAUGCUCUCUCUCUAACUGGAAUAGAAGAUCAUGUCAAAAAUUUCAGGCCACAGAUUUUGGUGUUGACAGGAGGCACUCGCACUAGGCCUGCACUGCUAGACCUGGCUCACUCCUUGUCUAAGAACUAUGGACUCUGCCUCACGUGUGAAGUGUAUACGGGUCCAAGAGUGGAGGCCCUGCCACUAAUGAACGCCAGCAUAGAGAAGAACCAGCAAUGGCUGAAGAAGAGCAAACGUAAAGCAUUCUACGCCGCUGUAGCAAACGAGAAAUUCAGGGAAGGAGUCGAGAUCCUGCUACAGGCCUCGGGUCUUGGCCGCAUGAAGCCCAACACACUUAUGAUAGGUUUCAAAAGAAACUGGAAGACUUCAGGUUCAGAAGCAGUCCAGAGUUAUGUGGGAGUGCUGCACGAUGCCUUUGACUUUGAAUACGGAACUGUGAUUUUGAGGAUGAACCAGGGACUUGACGUUUCUCAUAUUGUUGAGGCAGAAGAGGAGAUGCUAAAAUCAGCGAAAGAACAACAGGCCCUGGAGAGUGAUUUCAUGUCAAAUGGAGGCAAAUCCAAAGGAUUGUUCAAAAAGUCCAGAAAAUCCUCUCAGCAAGUCCUCACCACCCGAGUGUCGGUGUGCGGCCCCCCACCGCCACAAGUUGCCAAGAUGAAUGAGAAGCUCGUGGAGGCCAGCGCUCUGUUUAAGACCAAACAGCCCAAGGGAACGCUUGACGUGUGGUGGCUUUUUGACGACGGAGGUCUCACUCUGCUGCUCCCCUACAUCCUCACAACCAGGAAGAAGUGGAAAGAUUGCCAAAUGAGGAUCUUCAUCGCAGGCCAGCCCGGACGCAGCGAGCUAGAUAAACAAGAAAUGAAGUCGUUGCUGCAGAAGUUCCGGAUUAAAUGCACUGACAUAAUAGUAAUUGAUGACAUCCAUAUCAAACCACGUAAUGACAGCUUGAAGAAGUUGGAGGACAUGAUUGAACCUUUCCGCCUGCAUGAGAGAACCAAGGAUAGUGCACAGGUUGAAACCAUGCGGAAAACACAGCCCUGGAGGGUUACUGAUGAUGAGUUGGACGAAUUUGAAGAGAAGACCAAUCUACAAGUUCGACUGAAUGAGUUGCUUCAAGAGCACUCCAAAUCAGCCAACCUGAUUGUGGUGAGCAUGCCUAUUGCACGAAAGGAAACGAUUUCCGACUUCCUCUACAUGGCCUGGUUAGACAUUCUGUCCAAGGACCUCCCACCCACCAUCCUUAUACGAGGCAACCACAAGAGUGUGCUCACCUUCUACUCAUGAGAACAUCACAACCUGGUCUGUUCUCUUGGAAACAAUGGUUGAGCUGGAGUUACUCUACUCAUUAGCAAUGAGACACACUCAUCUUACUACAGGGAAACAUUUGUCUGCACCUUUUUGAGGUCACCAUUGCAUAACGGACACUUAUGGAUUGUUUUAGAUGCAUAAGAUGUACACAUCACACAUCCUUCAACCACAGUCAGCUCCCUAUGAAUAAAAUGUACAGACAGGUACAGAAGACCUGGGAACUGUUACUGUGAAAUACUGUAAAUGUACAUAGUAGGAUGUUGGAACUCAUUAAUCAAUAUUUUUGGAAUAAAAAAAAUGUUUAUUAAUGAUUUAAUGGUAUAUUUUUUGGACAAUGAUAAUGAGAGAAAAAAAACUUAUGUUUGAAAAGAAAGUCAAAUGUUAUCUUAUGUUGUUUAUCCACUCCGUGGU